Rotaria sp. Silwood2 is the source of this 1518-nucleotide messenger RNA. Lineage: Eukaryota; Metazoa; Rotifera; Eurotatoria; Philodinida; Philodinidae. The record is from the annotation of a GenBank genome assembly.
AUGUGUAGUGACGCUGCAAAAGUACUUCUUGCUGAAACAUGGACAGAAGAUAUUGAUCCAACUGGAUGGUGGAUGAGUGAAAAACUCGAUGGUGUUCGAGCAUAUUGGAAUGGAAAAAAUUUUUAUUCACGUCAAGGAAAUCUUUUUCAUGCUCCUGAUUUUUUCAAGGCUGCUCUACCAAAAGUACCACUCGACGGAGAAAUUUGGUGCGGCCGUGGUUUAUUUCAAAAGUGUGUUAGUAUUGUUAAAAAACAAGCAGAUAAAGUCGUUCCGGAUGAUUAUAAACUUUUGACAUAUUUGAUUUUCGAUGCACCAAGUCAUGGUGGAAAAUAUGAAGAUCGUAUGAAAUGGUUACAAGCUAAUAUUCCUCAAGAUGAUGAUAAAUGUUUUGCUACCGUAGUCGGAAUUAAAAAAUGUGAAGGUUUAGCACAACUCAAACAAUUUUUAGCUGAUGUAAAUAAAGCUGGUGGAGAAGGUAUUAUGCUUCGUAAACCAGGUAGUCUUUAUGAACAUAAACGUUCAACAACAUUACUCAAAGUAAAAACUUUUCAUGAUGAAGAAGCACUUGUCAUCGGUCAUAAACCUAGUAAAAGUUUAGUGGGAAUGGUUGGUGCACUUGAAUGUGAAUUAACUAAUGGAAAACGAUUCGAUGUUGGUAGUGGACUUACUAUGGAUCAACGUCGAAAGGCACCUAAAAUAGGUUCAAUUAUAACAUUUAAAUUUCAAGAAUUAUCAAAUAAUGGUCAUCCAAGAUUUCCUGUUUUUCUUCGAGUUCGUACAGAUUUAACAUGGAAUGAUGUACUUGAAGCAGCUAAAACAAAAAAACCUAUGAGUGUAAUACAAAAAGUGAUACCAUCAACUAAAUUAUCAAAACAACAUUCAAUAUUAUUUUCUGUUAUACCAUCACGUGAUGUAGCUACUGGAAAAAAAAUUGUUACAUCAGAUGAUGAAGAUGAUGAUGAAGUAACACAACCAUCAACAUCAUCAAAAACUACGGAUACACGUAAAAUGUGUCAAUUUGGUGCAAAUUGUUAUCGAACAAAUCCUGAUCAUUUAAAACAAUAUCAACAUUCAUCAUCAACACAAACAUCUAAAACAACAGAAAAUGAAUCGAAAACAAAACCAAUUUGUACAUUUGGUACUAAAUGUUAUCGUAAAAGUUCAAUACAUUUAGCAACAUAUUCACAUCCAAGUAAAAGUGAAACUGAAGAAGAAAUACUUGAUACUCGUGAAUUAAUUGAAUCUGAAGAACCUGUUUCACCAACAACUAUUGAUAGUUUAUUAGUUAAAGAUAAAAAUAAAGGUCUUACAUUUGAUGAUGAUAAUGAUGAUAAACAAGAUCAAGAAAUGAUUUCACGUCCAAAACAAGAAUGGAUAGAUCUUGAAAAUAAAUUAAAAGAACAAAGUAAACGUUUAGCUUAUCUUGAAGAAAUGUUCAAAACAACCAAACGAUCAAUUUCAGCCAAUGGUGAUGAUAAUGGUAAUGAUAAUAAUACAAAACGUCUUAAAACAGAUUAA